CUCGAGACCGGCAGUGGUGUUAGUGCUUGAGGAGCCGCGGCGGAGGGCGUCUUGCUUCCCCGCUCGCUCCUGCUCGCCCGCAGGUCGGCGCGCUAGCCCAGCUGAGCGGCUACCAGCGCUGCGGGGCGGCCGGGCUGCACGCGCACCCGCCAACUGGGAAGCGGAGACACAGCUAGUCCGAGCUUCGGGAUGAGGAGCGGGCGAAGUUGACUAGCCCCCCCACCCACGCUGCGCCUCUGCAGCGCAGAGGUGCGCUGCCCUCUCCAGGAGGUGCCCGCGCACGGCUCUGCUCCAGGUGUGCACGGGACAGCCCGCCCCCGAGACCUGCAAACUUCACCGCAAGUCCAAAGUGUGAGCUCCGAGGGCGGUGCCGGGAGCCGGACUCCGUGCAGGGAGAGCUGUCCUGGCGGCUCUCGCGGCCGUCGGAGGGCGGAGACCGGUGGAAACUUUAUCACCAUCAUCGUAGUUACUACGUUUUACUGUUGUUCUCCCCGCAGGGGCUGCAGCGAGCGCUCUGUCGCGCGUGUUUGUUUGCCAGAGGAGCCGCCCCGGGGAGAAGACUCGGAGGGGAGUUGUCUCCCCAAGGGAUACCUGCAACUCAGGCGGGGGGUUUGGGCGGCCUGGAUGCGCAGAACCCAGCCCCGCAGCCGCUGACGCCGGGCGGCGGCGAAGUUUGGCUGCUGAGCGGCGCGGCGCAAGGCCACUGGACAGCGGGCAGCCAGGCGGCAGCGGGAGCGAUGCCGGUGGGGGGCCUGUUGCCGCUCUUCAGUAGUCCCGCGGGCAGCGGCCUGGGCGGCGGCCUGGGUGGGGGGCUCGGCGGUGGCAGGAAGGGGUCCGGCCCCGCCGCCUUCCGCCUGACGGAGAAGUUCGUGCUGCUGUUGGUGUUCAGCGCCUUCAUCACGCUCUGCUUCGGGGCGAUCUUCUUCCUGCCGGACUCUUCCAAGCUGCUCAGCGGGGUCCUGUUCCACUCCAGCCCCGCCCUGCAGCCGCCCGCCGACCGCAAGCCCGGGCCCGGGGCGCGCGCCGAGGACGCGGCAGAUGGGCGAGCCCGGCGCGGCGAGGAGGGCGCGCCCGGGGACCCCGCGGCCGCCCUGGAGGACAACUUGGCCAGGAUCCGUGAAAACCACGAGCGGGCUCUGAGGGAAGCCAAGGAGACCCUGCAGAAGCUGCCCGAGGAGAUCCAAAGAGACAUCCUGAUGGAGAAGGAGAAGGUGGCCCAGGACCAGCUGAGUAACAGGGUGGGGUUCAAGAUGCUGCCUCCAGUGGACUUAGCACCACUCGUUGGGGCGAUUGACGGGGAGCCGGCCGACGCCGCCAUCCGCGAGAAAAGGGAGAAGAUCAAAGAGAUGAUGAAACAUGCUUGGAAUAAUUAUAAACGUUAUGCCUGGGGAAAAAAUGAACUGAAGCCUGUAUCAAAAGGAGGCCAUUCAAGCAGUUUGUUUGGUAAUAUCCAAGGAGCAACAAUAGUAGAUGCCCUAGAUACACUUUUUAUUAUGAAAAUGAAAGACGAAUUUGAAGAGGCAAAAGCAUGGGUUGACGAAAAUCUAAAUUUUAAUAUGAAUGCUGAAGUUUCUGUUUUUGAAGUAAAUAUACGCUUUGUCGGUGGACUAAUCUCAGCUUACUACCUGUCUGGAGAAGAGAUAUUUCGAAAGAAAGCAGUGGAACUUGGGGUAAAAUUGCUACCUGCAUUUCAUACUCCCUCUGGAAUACCUUGGGCAUUGCUGAAUAUAAAAAGUGGGAUUGGAAGGAAUUGGCCCUGGGCCUCAGGAGGCAGCAGUAUUUUGGCAGAAUUUGGAACUCUGCAUUUGGAGUUUAUACACUUGAGCUACUUAUCAGGAAACCCCAUCUUUGCUGAUAAGGUAAUGAAUAUUCGAACAGUACUGAACAACCUGGAAAAACCACAAGGCCUUUAUCCUAACUAUCUGAAUCCCAAUAGUGGACAAUGGGCUCAAUAUCACGUAUCAGUUGGAGGACUUGGAGACAGCUUUUAUGAAUAUUUGCUAAAGGCAUGGUUAAUGUCUGACAAGACAGAUCUACAAGCUAAGAAGAUGUAUUUCGAUGCUAUUAAGGCAAUUGAGACUCACUUGAUCCGGAGGUCACGUAACGGACUGACUUACAUCGCAGAAUGGAAAGGGGGCCUCCUGGAACACAAGAUGGGCCACCUGACCUGCUUUGCAGGAGGCAUGUUUGCCCUCGGGGCAGAUGACGCUCCUGAAGGCCUGACCCAACACUACCUUCAACUCGGGGCUGAAAUUGCCCGUACCUGUCAUGAAUCUUACAAUCGCACAUUUGUGAAACUGGGACCAGAAGCUUUCAGAUUCGAUGGCGGUGUUGAAGCCAUUGCUACGAGGCAAAAUGAAAAAUACUACAUCCUACGGCCAGAAGUUGUUGAGACUUACAUGUACAUGUGGCGACUGACUCAUGAUCCAAAAUACAGGAAAUGGGCCUGGGAAGCUGUAGAGGCCUUGGAGAAACACUGCAGAGUGAAAGGAGGCUAUUCAGGCCUCAGGGAUGUUUACUUCCACAAGGAGAGCUAUGAUGAUGUGCAGCAGAGUUUCUUCCUGGCAGAAACACUAAAGUUUAAGCACAACAACAACUUGAAACAUAAUUUGGAUCAUUUUGGAAAACGUAGAUUCAUCCUUUCACAAAAGCAUUUCUGAACACUAAGCCGUACACCUAAAUCUUUAAGAAACAGAUUUACAUUGGAUUUUUAAACAACUCUUUUCUUAUUGAGGUAAUCUUAAAAGUAUUAACUUCAAUCACUCCUUUGUUUCAUUUGCUUUCUUCUCCCAAAAGCUGCUUUUAAAGUCGGUUCUUAAAUUGUUUCUUCUUGUUGAAUUUUAACAUGACUGUCACUUGCACAGACUACACAGAAUUCCUAGUUUGGCCACGUGCCAUGUAAAUAUAUAAGAUGUUCUUGCAAAUGACCUCUGAAAAGGACCUUCAUUUCCACCCACACCCACCUACGCCCCCCCACCCCUGCCGCGUUUUUACAUUCAUUGCGAUGCUAAUCGCCAAAGAUUUUUUGACUUAUGAUCACUUUGAAUCUCCUUAAGACAUGCCGUUACUUACUAAUAAAUUAAUGUAAUUUUGUGUUACAGAUCCAUUUGAUCCCCAGCGAAUGCAAAUUACCAUGAAAGCUUAGAGAACAGUCAUAGAUGCAUAGCAACUUUUCCGCAUCCUGGGAUAUUUUGGCCUUAGGCUAUGAACACAUAUUAAUUCAUAAUUCUGCAAAAAGGGCCAUAAAAUGUACUGAUUUUCAAAUAGCAUUUUCCAGAAAAUGACUAACACCUGAGAGCUCUUUGUUUCGUUUGUCUUAUUUUGUUCUGUUUUUUUAACUCUUUCAGGAGAAAUAAGUGAUGAUUCUCAUUCACAGAAUCUUUAAGAACUUUGUUCCUGACUUUCAAUUUUUAUAGUUGUUGGUGGAAAGUAGAAACACAUAGCUUUGAAUCACUGCUUAGCACCAGGACGGGAGGUCACCGUAGCAACUUCUUAAGGCAAGCACAGUGCUAUUGGUCCCAUUUCAUGGACAUGGCAGCUUUGGCUUCUUGGGACCCAAGGCCUCUAUUUUGGUAAGUGACAGAAGGAGAAGCAGACUAAGUCUCUUCCUUCUUUGUGCAAAACCUCAUCACCACCCUGCUAGUCAAUACAAUACUUUAACCUCACUAGUUAAAUAAAUCCUAAGUAAAUUUCACUGCUAUUCACACUGCUAUCUGCUAUUUCCAGAUUUAUAACUUUGUGACUUAAUGUAGUCUUAGUGAGGAGCUGCAAAAUUUUAUAUGUUUUAAAUGCCACCAUUAAAAUAAAAUCCCUCUAGUCUUUUUUCUCUAUAUGAUGCAGUAGAGAAGGUGUAGAAAGUAGGUACCGUUGGGCCAAUGGGAAGCAGACUUCACUGAGAAGACAACUGAGUUCCAAACGUGGCUCUAUUAUUAACUUCCUGCGUGAUUUGGAACAAGCCCUUGAAGUCUCUAUGUCUCAGUUUCCUCAUCUGUAAAAUGAGAGGAGUGGUCAGCCCAGGUGGAGCAGCUAGGCUAUCCCUUCAGUGUUGUCUGUUGUGGAUGCUGGAGCAGGAAACAGCAGUACACAAGCCAGCAAUGUUCCAUCCAUGGACUAGAGGCCACCAUGCCCAGAUUACAAGACAUCAAAACCUUCAUUUUCUCAUCUGUAAAAUGGGAAUAAUAACACCUACAUCGUGAGGACUAAAAUAGCUAAUAUAUGUACAUGUUCUUAGCUCUGUACCUGGCAGGAUUAUGCCUUCAAUCCCUGAAUCCCAGCUCCUAUUUCUAGCUCUGUAAGAAAGAGCUAGAAAGAAUCAUCUCUCUACCUUGGGAAGCCUCCAGCUUGUUUUGUUAUGAGAACACAUUUGCUGUUAUCUUGCUUGCCAUUUCCAAAUACCCUAGGCUUUUUUGGAUACUGUCCUUCAAUCAGACUGCUUCAAACACAUAUUAUUGCUCAUCUUCCAAGGUCAGAGUUUAGCUCUUAUUUUCUAACAUGAGAACAGAAAUAUCCAGUUCUUUCUUCACACUAGUAUGGUGCAGUAAUUGAAGACUUUUCCACAUAUUUUUUUAUUGAAGAACAAGAGGUUUUCUUUUAACAUUUGUAGAAGAAAAGAAAUAGAGUUCAACCCACCUGAUUGCUGCUCUGGUAAGAGCAUUAUUAUCAAUUGUGUCUCUGGUAUAUUCAAAUUCCAUGAAAAUAAAACCAUGACUGCACGUUAAGAACUGCUUUUAAAAUUGAAGUAUAGUUUUGUUUUCAUCCCAGAGUAGCUUUGGAAACCAACAAAUUCAAUGUUAUGAACUAGGAAAGAUUGAUGAAAUAACUUCUGAGGGAGCCAGUAUUGCUUCCAAAAUCAGCUUACAUGUUUGAAAAGCACUUACAGUGACUUAAAAUAAUCAUAUCCAAAGAAGAAUGCAUAAAGUGGUUUUGAUUGAGAGUCCCCUCACCUGUCCCCAUCCUCCAAAACAAACAAACAAACCCUUUGUUUCCACAGCAGUGGAGACACGCAUUAGGUGAGAGCGACACUUGCCUUUUCUUCUGGUACUUCCCACCCCCUACCCCGCCCCCGCUCCCGCCCCCAGUGACAGAAGACUGUUCACUCCUGAAGAGGGGCUUGCAGUUCUGCCCCAGAUUCUGCCUGACAAAGUCACACAGUUCCCCUCCCUCCCGCAGCCCCACCCUUGCUGACUUUCACUUUUCUGGACUCUAUCUGAAAUAGCCCUCCCUGUCUGUCUUCUCCUCUUCUUGAAAAAUGUCUACUCUUCCUUCAAGUCUCAGUUUACAUGUUUGUGACCUGUCUGCCUCUCUCUUCCCCCAAUUUGUUCUUGCUUCUUCUGACUCUCCAAAGGACUUUAUGCAAACUCCUAUUCACAUGCAUCACACUCCAGUGUCAUUAUGUGUUUACUCAUUCAUUCAUUCCACAAAUGUUUAUCAAGCACCCAGAGUAUAUCAGACACUAUCCUAGGUCCUAGGGAUUCAGCAGAGAGCAAGUUACACUUGCUUCUUGUCUGCACAGAGCUAAAGACUAGAAAAAGGGCAAAUAUGCAAAAAUACAUAAAAUUUUAAAAGGAAGGUGCCAUGGCUUAUUAAUUAAUAUAAAUAUAAGACAAUAUGGCAUCUGGCAUAUAUUUGUUUUCAGUCUGGUUGCACCCAUCCUGCACUGGGAGGCACUCAGAGAGCAUUUGGUAAAGAGUGAACAAGGUGUUAAGAGUGAAGAAAAAGUCUCAAACUUUUCUUCAAAAAAAUAUAAACAGAAUUUUCAUCUUAAGUUUGACUGCAACAGAAUACAGCCUCUGCUAGGCCCUACUAACUCAAAGUGGUACUUCUAUCUGCAAAACUGAAUGCAGAUUCUAUCUUUAGUGGGUAAUCUAGUGUUUACCUUAACUGUGAGAUACCUAAUUAUAAGCUGUCAUUAGAAAAUUUUAUUCACUGUACUUGCAAAAGCAAACUCACCAAAAAUAGGACAAUUUUCUUAUCUUUUAGUAUAUUCAAAAUAUAUCAGUUGUCUCAGGGAAAACCCACAGGAGUCCAAGCUGUAUUCCUGUAUUUUAACUGCUUCUGGACUACACACCGCUGGUAAGGUCAGCAGACACACCAGAGACUCUCUUGCCAUUAGGGUUAGGCUUGUUUUUUUAUUUUGUUUUGGGGGGAUGAGGGGUUCUUUGUUCAUUUGAGCCAUCAUAGAUAAAGGCUGCUCACACAUCUGAGACUGGCUUCUUCUGGUCUAUGAAACACACGAGGGGCACUGUCAGUGAUGUAAAGGAGAAAGGACUCCUCUGUAGUUACUGCAGCCUUUUUGUAAUCCUCUCUAGUAACAGGACCAAGGAUUUUAGGACUCAAGCAAAUCCAUUAAUAAUUACCUUGUAAUUUUCUACCUAAUAAGUUCAGCUUCCUUUUCCCAAGCUGCCCUUUCUUCAACCAUUCUAGUGGUGACAAAAAUGACUGAUUAGAAUUUUCACUCUCAUCCACCUUAUCUUCUUGUCUCUAACUUCUAGUGGAAGUGCUAAUAUAAAUGAGCAAAUAACAGAGAGGGAGAAAAACAAGGGCUCUCAGAGAGAUUAAUCGGUCCCUGAAAAUCUGAAAGUGACUUCUGUCAUUAUUACAAAUCGAUAUACAGGAUUUCUUUAAACACUAGAUAAAAACCAUAUAAUGUCAAAACCAUGAUUAAAAGGUAAAUAAAAAUAUGAAUUUUCACAAGAUCUUGGAUUUAUUUUUCUGUUUAAAAAAAGGUAUACAAUAGAUGGUUUUCUUCUUUCCCUCUCCUCAUAUAAUGAUGAUUGCAUUAGGGAGAAGUUUCAACAUUUCCACAUUGUGUAUCUGGGCUUUUAACCUCUCCCAAAGAUCAGAUAAAGGCUGCCAAACCAAAAAGCAUUCUUGGCUCGUGUACGCAGCUCAUUCUUUUAAUAGGAGAUUCAGCAUGUCCGAGCAAGAGCAAAGGCUUCUCCAGGGUCUUUAUCUAUUGAUUAAAACUGUACAGGCUAUUCUGCUUAAAAUGAGUCUUGAAUACUCUCUAAAAUAAAUGUUUUAUUCUAUUUUGGAGUAAAAGGUGUAAAGGGAAAAAUGAGACAUACAUAUACCCCCCGACCCUGCAAAAACAUGCUAUAUUAUAUUUUUUUUGCCCAUGAUAUUUCUAUAAAAAGCUAGAAGCAAGAAAAAAAGAUCUAUUUGGAAACGAGAUUGUAGUUUAUCUCCUGAGAGGAAAAUUCAAGACCAAGUGCCAAUUACUACUCCACUGGGCAGAGGUUACUUGGCAGCUCCCCAAUACAUAUUAGGAACUGCCCUGAGACCUUUAUUUAAACUAUCGAUAUGCCCCACGUCUCAAAGGAAGUUGGAGAAACCUUUUUUCUGUGAUUCUAAUGGUUAUGAUACCAAGAUUCCUAGAUUCUCAGGAGCAGGCAUCACACUGUGAACAGAUUUGUCUAAAUUGAGAAUUCCUCCAGUUUCUUUUUUGGUCAUUAGCUUUGUAAUUAUUACAAGUGGUAUAUCAGCCAGGGAAACAGAAACCACUCAGUCUCAGAAAGAAGAAAUUUAACACAAAGAAUUAGUUACAUCGGUGAUAGAAGAGCUGAGACGCCAAACAGUGGAUGGUGAAUUCUGAUGGAAAUUCAGCAAUUAGCGACUGCAGUAUGCCACUAUCUGGGGCAGAAGCGGGAGAGACACAAGGUGGAGGUGAUGUUACCAGAGAGCAGAAGUGAUCAGAGCAUGAGCUAGAUCAGCAGUGGAGGACUCACAGCAGAAACUGAGACCACAGAGGGAAGGAAUAGUCCAAGAGGAGCUACAAUCAUGAAGGUGAUACAGCAACUGCUAGAGACACCACUAGAAGCACAAUGAAUAUGAGAAAUACACUGGCUUCUUCCUUUCCCCUACCUUACAGUCUUUUACCAAUGCUUCCAUUGGUCAAGACUACCAGGAAAACAGAGCAAAGAAGUCUGGGAAAUGUAGUUCCCUGAGAUGCAGAGCCAAGCUGAGGAAGUUCAGGGAAUAGAUAUGAGAGCAAAUAGGUAAAUGUCACAAAAGUAGCUAUAGCGAGACUCACCAUUUGGAACUCUGCUUAGCUUGAGAGGUCUUCAUUGAAAAAACAAGCCUCAAGGCUACCAGCUGCUAGAAACUAGCAGAUUGAGAACCUUGGUUGCAAGGAUCCAUGCGUCCUCCCUGAGCUGCAGAGCAAAAACGUUGAACAUAUUUUUGAGUCUUCAUAUCUCCGUGAUGAACUUGCUGGUGAGAAGCCACAUUUGCCCAUCCGUGAAAGAUCCAAAAAGUUUAACAAAUGCUUUCAGUCAAAGAAUAGACUUCAGAGAAGGAAAUCAAUGAGUCCAUGAAGCACUUGUUCUCAGAGAAUAGGACAGAUAAGCCUAAAAUAAAACCUAAAGAAGGUAUGGCCAUCAAAAUGAUCGUUUUAGAUGUCAGUGAUUAACCUUUGGUCACCCUGCUUUGGAUCACAAUUGAUCUUAACUCCAAAUUUUCACGUGACUGGUAGUAGCACUUUUCUAAGUCUUUAUCUGCCAACCCAAAUACAUCAGCCUAGUUUUAUACCCCACUUAUUGGAACAUAAAAAUGAUGAAAGCUAAAUGGUCUUCCGAGAGAGAGCUUAGAUUUUUUUACAAAAAAACACUGACUCUAUUAGUUUAAUAAUACUCAUCAGCAUAGAAUCCUGAUUUUUUUAAAAAAUUAAAGACAUUUUGGAGUAGUUUUCUCUGCAUUGUUCACUGGGUUUAGAUAGUAAUGCCUACCCUUCUAAGCCCAGUUCAAAUAUCACCCAUGAACCUCUCCCAGUCUUCCUCCUUUUUGCUGUGUUAGCAUCUUGGAUAAGCCUAAAUGGGUGUACUUAUUACAUUAUAUUGCAAUUAUUUGUUGCCAGUCUCUCUCUCUCUGCUAGUGAUUUAGACCAAGACAACCUAUCAAAAGCAAUUUAACUUCAUAAAUUGGACAAAUAUAAGGCCGGUCAGCACUAUAGUUUGGUCCAAAAUUAAUAUCCUCAGUCACUGUUGCCAAGUUUGAUCACUUUGUUAUAGAAUAGUGUUGUUCUACAACAAUUUGUGGGUCCAGAAUUUAAGCAUUUUUGUCAGUUAUUUCAAAAUUGGGAGCAAAGAUUUUCUCAUUUUGCUAAAUUAUUUUUUUCAGCUAGUUUUUGCUACUCUAUGUUAUUUGUAAAAGUUGAAACAACCAAAAUACCUAAUUUGGGAGGUUGGUUGAAACAAAUGUCUAGUACUAGGUGACAAAUUGGAACAACUUUGAAGUCCAAAAUUGAUUGCUAGAAAACAAUAUUUAAGAUAUAUUUUCCUUUUUAUAGAAAAUAUUAUAAUGAUGCCUAUUCAUCUUUGACUCUAGCUCGUAGUAUAUAAUAAGCAUCUAGUAAAUGAGUAUGUGCUAUAGACUGAAUGUUUGUGUCCUCCAAAUUCAUAUGUUGAAACCUAAUUCCCAAUGUGAUGGUAUUUGGAGGUAGAGCUUUGGGAGGUGAUUAGGUCAUAAGGGUGGAGCCCUCAUGAAUAGGGUCAGUGUCCUUAUAAGAAGAGAUCCCAGACCCCAGAGAGCUUCCUCAUCCCUUCCACCAAGGGAGGACACAGCAAUAAGACAGUCAUCUGUGAAGCAGGAA
Messenger RNA from Orcinus orca (killer whale), 9589 nucleotides. It is a transcript of the gene MAN1A1, whose product is annotated as mannosidase alpha class 1A member 1. Gene Ontology annotation, cellular component: extracellular exosome; endoplasmic reticulum; Golgi membrane. NCBI's taxonomy places the organism in Eukaryota, Metazoa, Chordata, Mammalia, Artiodactyla, Delphinidae. Gene Ontology annotation, molecular function: mannosyl-oligosaccharide 1,2-alpha-mannosidase activity; calcium ion binding. Bases 738 to 2660 code for a protein of 640 amino acids. The transcript is spliced from 12 exons. The record is from RefSeq and is a predicted model, not a curated record. Gene Ontology annotation, biological process: N-glycan processing; carbohydrate metabolic process.